Molecule: messenger RNA, 1180 nt
Organism: Acanthisitta chloris (rifleman)
Lineage: Eukaryota; Metazoa; Chordata; Aves; Passeriformes; Acanthisittidae
Gene: DHRS3
Product: dehydrogenase/reductase (SDR family) member 3
Exons: 5
Coding region: 54-710 (218 amino acids)
Cellular component (GO): lipid droplet
Molecular function (GO): oxidoreductase activity, acting on the CH-OH group of donors, NAD or NADP as acceptor
Source: RefSeq, a predicted model, not a curated record
UCCUGUGGGGUCGGACUGAGAAGUGCCUGAAGGAGACCACUGAGGAAAUCAGGAUGAUGGGGACAGAGUGCCACUAUUUCAUCUGUGAUGUAGGAAAUCGAGAGGAGGUCUAUCGACAAGCCAAGGCCGUGAGGGAGAAGGUGGGUGACAUCACCAUCCUGGUGAACAAUGCUGCUGUGGUCCAUGGGAAGAGCCUGAUGGACAGCGACGACGAUGCACUGCUCAAAUCACAGCACAUAAACACCCUGGGCCAGUUCUGGACCACCAAAGAAUUCCUGCCAAGGAUGCUGGAGCUGCAGAAUGGACACAUUGUUUGCCUGAACUCUGUCCUGGCCUUGUCAGCCAUCCCUGGUGCUAUUGACUAUUGCACCUCCAAAGCCUCAUCCUUUGCCUUUAUGGAGAGCCUGACCCUGGGGCUGCUGGACUGUCCUGGAGUGAAUGCCACAACAGUCCUUCCCUUCCACACCAGCACAGAGAUGUUCCAGGGCAUGAGAAUCAGGUUUCCUAGUCUUUUUCCUCCUCUCAAGCCAGAGACAGUGGCUAGGAGGACAGUAGAAGCUGUUCAGAUGAAUCAAGCCUUCCUGCUCCUUCCAUGGACAAUGCACGUUCUUGUCAUCCUCAAAAGCAUUCUCCCUCAGGCAGCACUUGAAGAAAUCCACAAGUUUUCUGGGAGCUACACCUGCAUGAACACUUUUAAAGGCAGAACAUAGACCUGGUGGCACUAGGACUGUUCUUCAGUGAACCCAACACAAGCAUGAAAACCCUGACAGGACUGUGAAUCAGCAGUCUUGGCUUUUAGCCUGUUCAUGUGACUUGUGCUGCUCUGAGGCACCACAUUUCUUGCAGGUCAUAUCCAUAGUAACAUGACCUUUGCACAGGAUUGAGUGACUGGACUAUGGGACCCUUGGAAAGAAAAACAAAACAACAAAAAAAAAGUGGGAAAUGUUUCUAUGAUGUUUAAUUCUUUAGAGUCCAAUUGUUAAAUCUCAUAGUUCUUAAGAUGUAAGUUUUGUUUCUGGAGUGUCUUCUUUGGGCUGUCCCAACUGAGAGGCAGCACAUGACACCCCAAACAUGCUUUGUCCCCUCUCUCCAGAGGAACUGCCACUGGUUUCACUUCAGCUUUUCAAAUGUGGAAUCCAAAAAUUACUUUGAAGAACUAAAAGUUAUGGACAUUUGAUGG